Hippopotamus amphibius kiboko is the source of this 951-nucleotide messenger RNA. Its product is annotated as olfactory receptor 12-like. The transcript has a single exon. Gene Ontology annotation, molecular function: odorant binding; G protein-coupled receptor activity; olfactory receptor activity. Gene Ontology annotation, cellular component: membrane. Gene Ontology annotation, biological process: sensory perception of smell; G protein-coupled receptor signaling pathway. Lineage: Eukaryota; Metazoa; Chordata; Mammalia; Artiodactyla; Hippopotamidae. The record is from RefSeq and is a predicted model, not a curated record. The coding region runs from base 1 to 951 and encodes 316 amino acids.
AUGUCACCCCACAGAAAUGGAAACCUCUCAGCAAUAACUUUGCAGGAGUUUAUCCUGGAGGGAUUUGGGGGUAGCCUGCAGACCCAGGCCCUACUCUUUGCUCUGUUCCUGGCCCUGUAUGUGGUGGCCGUCCUGGGGAACCUCAUCAUGAUCAUGGUCAUCACCCUGGAUGCCCGUCUGCACUCACCAAUGUACUUCUUCCUCAAGAACCUCUCCUUCCUGGACUUGUGUUACUCAUCUGUCAUCUACCCCAAGGCCCUGGCCAACUUCAUGUCCUCACCCAAGGUCAUCACCAUUGCAGACUGUGCCACACAGCUGUCCUUCUUCUCCCUAUUGGCUACCACUGAGGCUUUCCUCUUGGCUGUGAUGGCCUAUGACCACUUCAUGGCUGUCUGCAGCCCCCUGCACUACCCCAUCACCAUAUGCCCCUCUGCAUGUGCCCACCUGGUGCUGGGCUCCUACUGUGCAGGCUGCUUCAACUCCAUCGUGCAGACCAGCUUCACAUUCAGCCUACCGUUCUGCAGCUCCAACCACAUCGACCACUUCUUCUGUGAUGUGCCCCCCCUGCUCAAGCUUGUCUGUGCUGACACAGACCUCAAUGAACUUCUCUUGUUUGGAAUCUCUGGCCUCAUCAUCGUGGGCACCACACUCGUGGUCCUCAUCUCCUAUGGAUACAUCUCAGUGACCAUCCUGAGGAUGCGCUUAGGAGCAGGGAGACACAAGCUCUUCUCCACCCAUGUCCCCCACAUGACAGCCAUGUCCCUCUUUUAUGGGACCCUUUUUGUCAUGUAUGCCCAGCCGGGACCUGUGGAGUCCAUGGAGCAGGGCAAGGUGGUCUCUGUCUUCUACUCCCUGGUCAUCCCAAUGCUCAACCCCUUCAUCUACAGUAUGAGAAACAAGGAUGUGAAGGAUGCCCUGUGGAGACUAGGUCAGAAGCACACAGCCACGUGA